Labrus mixtus (cuckoo wrasse) is the source of this 2905-nucleotide messenger RNA. It is a transcript of the gene tmem200b, whose product is annotated as transmembrane protein 200B. The record is from RefSeq and is a predicted model, not a curated record. The coding region runs from base 631 to 1860 and encodes 409 amino acids. The transcript is spliced from 2 exons. NCBI's taxonomy places the organism in Eukaryota, Metazoa, Chordata, Actinopteri, Labriformes, Labridae.
AGAGGAGGUUUCUAUCGGAGACGGAGCGGAGGAGCUGCAGAGCUCUGCGUGGUACCAGCAGAGGUUUCAAUCAGCAAUGGAUUGUGAUGGAGACUCUUCAUCUCGAAUGAUCGGGAGCUUCUGCGUCCUCAAACUAUGAACAAGUAGCAACAGGAGGCGAGACAAAUCCCGGCAAGUUUCCAGAAGUGAUCAGCUGCUGGAUUUACUGAGAGAUCAAAAACCUGGAGGAUUCUCUCUCUCUCUGUCUGGAUCUUAGUCUUUCUCCUUUAGUCAAGGUCCCCCCCUCUCUCUCUCUCUCUCCCUUCUGCUCCUGGCCCGGGUCUCUCUCUCUCUCUCUCUCUCUCUCCCUCUCUCUGGUCCGGGUCAGCUCUGCAGCUGGAUGAGCUGAAUAAACGCGUUAUUCCGGUACCCGGUGCUGGUUCUGUGUUGUCUCGGCGCACCGUGAGCUGCUGCUGUGUUGCCGUAUAGAGGAAUGCAGCAGCUCGGUCGGUCAGACUCGGUCCUGUCUGUCUGGAGCCUCCACACAGCAGACACUGCUCUAGGGGAGAUAGUCCGGCACGGCUCGGCACGGCUUUCCAUCUCUAAGUCCUCUGACCGGCUGAAACCAGGAGAUCUGGACUGACCGCUGCCAUGAAGACCCAGAAGGCCGAAGGUGUCACAGCUUCACCGUCCUGCAAACGGAAGCGUCGCUUCACCUUACGGGGCAGGAAGAAGAAGGCGCGGGGGGUCCGUGGAAAGCUCCGUAUGCGCUCGAUGCCUGGAGCCUUCCUGGUGCUGGGGAUCAUUGUGGUGGUGGUGGGGACGGCUCUGGCUGUGGCGGGAUACUGGCCCUACCGUGUGUUGAGGUCAUCCCUCCUGGGGUCCGGUAUCUCUGAAUCGCAGACUUCUGGCUUGACUAUGGGAGCGAAAGGCCUCAUCUCCACGCCAAGCCUCAUCCACAGCGAGAGGAUGAAGCUGCUGGGCCCGGUCAUCAUGGGCGUGGGGCUCUUCAUCCUCAUAUGUGCCAACACGGUCCUGUACGAGAACCGGGACAGAGAGACCCAGAUGCUGUUGGCUCAGAUGCGGAGUGUGAUCUGCUCGGUGUCGGCGGCGGUGCCCUCGGCUGACCUGACAGAUAUCGCUGCGGCUAACUCGAUGGCCAAACACUACCAGUGGGUGAGCAGUUUACCCGCAGCCCACCUCAACAUCCUGUGUCUGCAGCAGAUGACCACCUCCGAGCCCCUGCUGCAGACCAGAACCCACAUGGACCAAGAGGACGGCGUGGAGGGCGUCUACCAGCAGGCUGUCCUCCACCACCAGGAGUCCUCCACCACGCCCUCCCUCCACUCCUCCCACUCUGACUCCUGUAAUUCCAGUCAGACUGACUUUAACACACAGGGUGGAGCUGGGCAGGAGGACAGCAACAGCUUCCACGCGCAGCCCCCCACCUACGUCAAACUCAACAACUGCCUCCUGUCGGCCAGCUCCAUGUCCACUCUGGGGGUGGAGGAGGUGGAGGUCCCAGCUGCCCACCCGAGGCGCUGUCACAGUAUGAGCUACAGGACUAAACCUUACUUCCUCCAGACGAGAGUGCGUCAAACAGAAGGACGGCAAACACCGCAGCGGGAGGAGGAGGAGGAGGAGGAGGGUGGAGUCACGAGGAGAGAGGCGGGGUCACAGGUUUGCGUGAACAUCCCCCCGCAGGUCGUGGAAGCCACAGAGGAGCAUACGCACAGCAGCUGGCCUCGGUUAGACCUGGGCAGCGGGAGGCGGUACCUGAAGCUGGAGAACAAAGAGGACUCGGUGGACAAACUGCUGGACCAGUUGGAGCACCAGUGCUCCCAGUGGGAUAAGAGUUUUGGAUCAGGGCCUUUCCAAUGAUGAGGCGACUUAAGGAUACAAACACGAGGAGGAUUUUAAGACAUUUUAUCCUGGAUUCUAAGAUUUAACCACAGACAGAGACGGACACAGGUCCCGGAUCAUUCGUACUUUUUCUCACAAAGAUCUUCCAAAACGUUCUGAACCUUGAGUGGAGCAUUUAUACCUGGGUGUUCCGGCGCUCUCUUUGCUGGAUUUGGUAAAAGUUUUAUAUAAUGAAGGAGAGUAGAUAUAUGCAGACCCUACACUGUCACGGAUCAGUCCAGUGUGGUCGCAGCAAUGCGGUAAAUCAACGAGUGUGUGGAUGCAAAAAUGGGUUUGUAGUUUGCCAGGACAUGGCGUGAACGGCACCAUGAUGGAGGAGGAAUCGAGGUGUGCAGGAGGACGGGGGAUAGUUUUCACUGUGCAAUCUUUUCUGAACCAAACUACCUGGAGGCCCGAGAGGUGCUGACAGCUCCAAACGAAAUGCAACUAGUAUAUAAAAAAUGGGUCUUACUCCUCAGCCGAGGUCCCGUACUCCAAAUGCAAUGCAUGGCAGUGAUGUACAGUGUGUUACAUCUUAAUACAUAUGCAGAGUAAUGUCAGUGUUGGUUUUAUGUGUACAAGAAUUGAUGAUAAGGAGCAUUCUGGUUACUUACAGCCGAGGUCUUAUUUUCCAGGUUUGGCCGUUAUUUCUGCAGCGCUGAAUCAUGAUCACCUGUUCUGAGAUCUGGGAACACAACGACACUUCAACUGUUUCUGGAUUUUAUUGAUGGAAAGUUUGGGGGGAUAAUUAGGCUUACUCUCUUACUGUGAUCCUCCACACGACAUACGUUAUCCUGUACUGCAGACGCUGUAUGUUUAUUCAUUAAGAAUACUUCUUCACUCACAUCUGAGUGUUUAUCUAUUCCAGUUUAUUUCUCUUCAGAGUCCAAAACAAAAAAAACACGUGAAUAAUAAAUGAAUAAAACAUUAGCUUGCUGGUAGCUGUGUAAGAAUGCAGAAAUGGGAAUCAAAUAUUGUUUUUAGCCAGAGCUGAACAGUAAGCACAAAAUGGCAGAGACUCAAA